Molecule: messenger RNA, 3717 nt
Organism: Dentiscutata erythropus
Lineage: Eukaryota; Fungi; Glomeromycota; Glomeromycetes; Diversisporales; Gigasporaceae
Source: the annotation of a GenBank genome assembly
AUGGAUGUCUCUUGUCCGACCUCUCCUAUUGACGACGACGAACAUUUUGAGUUUGUCGACUAUACAGCAGCCUCACAGUGGGAACGUUUUAUAACUACUGUUGAAGAAAUAUUAGUGGGCUGGAAAGUAACAGACGGCCAACUUGGAAUAUUUGACGAAUCGAAUUUACCACCUCUUAGUCAUAAAACAUAUACUAAGACGGUUGGAGGUAUAGAUCCUUUUGUGAAACGAGAAAUAAUUGUUCUUGAGGAUAAGUCUUAUACUUUAUCUUAUCACUAUCACCCAAUAAAACGCUGGAAUGAAUUUAAUUCACUCUCUAAAAGCAGCUCUCCUUCACAACAUUUCCCCCCUCCACCUACAACAACACUUUUUCCUCCAAAUUCUGAUCCAUUUUCACCUAGUUCUGAAUUCCUUCCACACACUCUUCCUAAUAUUUCACAUGACUUAUCGUCAGUAAAUUUAAGUACAAUUCAUCGAUGGACUGGUCUUACUCAUAUUUUAGUUUUGACACCGACCGAUAUUUUUUCUUCUGGAUCCACUCAAAAAUCUAGUACAAUUGAUCUUAGUACUACCAAAAUUCUUCUUUCAUCUUUUGCCAUUGUAUUUCAUAAUAUAAAAUGUAAGCUCCCUGUUUUUGUUCCAACCGGCCAGAUUACAAAUUUAUUAUAUGCCGGUUAUAUGUGUUGGUUUAACAAAGAUGGGUCAAAAAAUGUGGAUGAUGCUAGUGAGGUAGAAAUAAGGUUUAGUACUACCUACAUUCGAGAGAUUCCAUCUGGCUAUUCACAUUUAGCGGGUUUAACAGAUCUCUUUAUUGAAAAAAUGGAUUUAAAUCAAUUGCCUUUCGAUCAAAUUGAUGAACCUAAAUUAGACAAGAUGCCGCAUCUUGGAAUUUCCGUUGCUGGCUUAUUCACUUAUGAGUUACAAAAUUUGGAUGACCAAGACUGGAAAAAUCUUGAUUAUGACGAUAUUCAGCCUACUUCUCUUAAUAAUUCAAGCGGUAAAGAUGCUUCAUUUGAAGAAGAUUUUUUUAAAGGAUUUGAAAGGCAAAAUGGUAGCAUGUUUGAGAAUGAGGAUAAAAAGGAUACGUCUAAUUUUUCGCAACCAUCUUCUGAUGAAUUUGUUUCACCGGUUGUUUCGACAACAAAUUUACCUUUUGGACCAAUUAGCGAUCCACUUGAAUCAAUAUCGCUUACCGCUUUUUUUCCUUCUGCACCAAGUCAUACAUAUUUAGACAAUGAUGUUUAUUUUGAAAUGGAUGCUAUGGGUGCUUCUAUUUGGCUGUUGAAAUGUAAAUUUUAUCAAGAAGACAAUUUACAUGGCUUAUUGUCUAGCCUUAUAGAUAAUACAAUUUCUUCUUGGAUUAUUGAUAGCGGUAACAAUAAUUUGGAAACUUCAAAUAAUAGAGAACCAAGGAAAAUACCCAACCGCGAUUUGCCAGGUAGCUUCAAUAAUUAUGAUUUGUUUGAGACAGCUCGUUAUGUCCGACAAUCUACUGGCUUAAUUGUUGAUAUGGAUGAUGUAGAUAUCGAUAAUAUAUUACGAGUAUUAUUUAAUGUGCCACGAAAUAAAAGGCCUACACCAUAUAAUUCUGAAGGUAUUAAAACUUCAAGUGGUAUUACUCUUCUUUCUGCAGCAACGCUAGGCCUUCAUUUUAAUCAUGCAAGGACUGUACCAUACAAGUCUUUUAUGUGGAAUCUCCUCGAGUAUUUAUUAGAAACAGUCUCUAGAGCAUCUAAUUUCAGAAGUUAUUCGCUUUUAGGAUCCUUGAAAAUAGUUUGGAACGAAGUACUUAAGCGUAUCCGGUGGCAUUGGGAGAGAAACGAUCCCAUACCCGACGUUAGCAUAUUUAACUGGUCCGAUAAUUCAAGUUCUUUGCCUUUUCAUCGAGAUAUAAAUGGCUCAACUAUUGAAAAUAAAAGUGGUAGUAAAAAUGACAAUACCACUAUUGGAAUUGAUAUGCGAUUUAAUCUUGUUCAUCAAAAAUUGUGCAUGAUUAAUUGUUGUAUUGAACGUCUACGGCAAUCUCAAAAAAAUAAUCCAACCUUAUCUACAAGUUUUAAUUCAUCUAAAGAGCAAUUGCCCGAAAGUAAUUCUUUUGGGUCAUUAGAGUCUAGUUCUAUAAAGCCAGAUAAAUCUUCCAGCUUGGAUCCAAAAAUGGCAAACUCCGAUAGUUUUCUGGUUCGACUAUAUGAUCAUAUUACGGAGGAUGAUGAAAUUAAUAUAGAUCCUUCAGCGUCAAUGGUGGUUGUGAGACCAGAGAAUUCGAAUGGUACUAGUCACGCUGAUAUAAUAAGCACAGCAACUACAGCAACUAAUGGAGGGAAAUAUUCGAAUCAUGUUAAUUCUCCCAGCUUAGAUUUUGAAUCAGUGCAUCAAGAUUAUGAUGGUUCUUCGGAGGAUGAUUUCUUUGAUCCGAUAAAUGAAAAUGAGGCACCAACUGUUCCUCUACGAAUUCCUAAAAGCACCAAAUCUAAUUUAUUUCGUUCACGACGAUCAUCUUCAUAUUCCCAGGGUCAAGCGUAUUCAUCAACGCCACCAUCCUUUUCUGAUCAUCUGGCAGAAUCUUAUGUAAAACUUGAUUAUUCAGUCAGCAUGGAAUCAAAUAAAGAAUUUGAUAAAGAAAAGCUUACAAUAAACGAGGAUGAGGUUCAUAGAGAGGUAAAUGGUGAAAAUGAAAGAGAAGGUCUUUUGCAUCCGUUCAAUGAUCUCACAUUAUUGGAAACCGGUGAACCUCUUUGGGUACCAGAAACUCAGGAAGUUGGUUUCAUGACCGAAGAUAUGUUACGUGAACAAGAGGAGAUAUUUGAAAAAUUGGGCACAUCAGAAGAUGCGACUAAAGUACGAGCUCAAAUGCAAUCGGCGCAAUUGUUGUCUGAUAUGCAGGCUUUCAAAGCAGCAAACCCCCAUGCUAUCUUGGAAGACUUUAUUCGAUGGCAUUCUCCACGUGAUUGGAUACCCGAUAACGAUAAUCCAAACAAGGGAACUCUUAGCCAACGAAUGUUGGAAGAGGGCAAUUUAUGGCAAGAAUUGUGGAAGAGUGCUCAGCGAAUACCUGCGACACGUCAAAAUCCGCUGUUCAAAUGUUCUCUGGAAGGAGAGAAGGCGUUUCAUUAUUUGGAGCAUUUAUCCGUAAAAGAUUUAUUUAAAAUGUUGGUCCUUAUUUUUAUCUUGUUAUCAUUUCUUGAAAUAUUUUAUGGUAUCUUAUAUCUUGCUUAUUAUAAAACCAGGCUCUUGCCUACAAUGUUUCUUAUCGCAUAUGACACAUUAGUAUCUCAUCCUGUCACCAAGAAUAUCAAACAAGUAGCUUCUGGCUUGGAGAUGUUGAUGAAGGAACUGACUAGAUUCCCAUGGAAUGAUAUAGGCUCAGAAAAUGUCUCAUGUGAUGGGAUAAUCCAAAUGAUAAGACAAAAUGAAUUAUUAAUUGGUAAAGCAAUUUCACUCUUACGAAAGUUACCUAAACAGUAUUCUCUUGUUGAAAAACUUUUGGAAAUACCAGAAAGUCAAGUUUCCGAUGGGAAAGAGCGUGAAAGCGUAUACGAAUUGUUUUCUUCUGUUGCACCACUUAAUGAUUCAUUUCCACCACCAACGACGCGUGAAUUUGUUUUACAGACAACAUGUCUUAGGCCAACGCCAGUACCAGCGAGGAUGUAUGUGCUAUUAAAUAAUAACGAGAUGAGGAUUGUCGAUAUGGUGGGGAAAGAUACUAUAUUCAUGUAG